GGCCGACACCGAAGAAGAAAAUGCGGAAGAAGCAGUGAAGACGUCAUAGCUAGCAUGUGCUGCCCCUGUGCUGUCUAGAAACUUCUACCGGGGUACCGCCGAACGACAUUUCAACCAUUUGAGCCAUGUCUGUCAUUGCCCAAGAACACGUUCGAGGGGGGAGCGUCUUUAAAGACCUUAGCGCCGACGAUGAAGACUGGCAGCCUACCGAGAUCGAGAGCUUGUGCAUGAACUGCUAUCAGAACGGUAGGACACGUUUGCUCCUCACUAAAGUCCCCUUCUUCAAAGAAAUCAUCGUCAGCUCGUUCAGUUGCGAUGAGUGCAGCUGGUCCAACACGGAGAUACAGUCCGCGGGGCGCAUUCAGGAACAGGGCGUCUGCUACACUCUCAAAGUCACGAGUAAACACGAUUUGAACCGCGAGGUGGUCAAAAUGGACAGUGCCACUACCAGGAUACCGGAGCUGGAGUUUGAGAUCCCCCCGUUUACACAGAAAGGCGCCUUAUCGACCGUGGAGGGCCUCCUUGACCGAGCCGUGGCCGGACUGGAACAAGACCAAGCGGCCAGGCAAGAGGCUGACCCCGAGGUGGCCGGCAAAAUCCACGCGUUCCUCCAAAAGCUGAAGAAGUUAAAAGACGUGGAGGAGGCCUUCACUGUGGUGAUCGAAGAUCCGUCGGGCAACAGUUUUGUGGAGAACCCGUCCGCCCCGCUGAAGGACGAGGCCCUGACUGUGUCGUGGUUCCGGCGCAGCGUGCAGCAGGAGAAGCUGCUGGGUUUGCGGGCCGACGACGAGCCGGACGACGAACCGCUACCCGGCGACGACAUGGACACUAUGCGGAGCGAGGUGCUGGUCUUCAACACCAACUGCCCCGAGUGCAACGCGCCGGCCUCCACCAACAUGAAGCUGGUGCAGAUCCCUCACUUCAAGGAGGCCAUCAUCAUGGCCACCAACUGCGACGCCUGCGGCCACCGCACCAACGAGGUCAAGUCGGGCGGCGCCACCGAGGAGAAGGGCACCAAGAUCACCCUGCGCAUCACCGCCGCAUCCGACAUGACACGGGACCUGCUCAAGUCGGAGACCUGCUCCGUCUUCAUCCCCGAGCUGGACUUCGAGCUGGGCAUGGCGGCGCUAUGCGGCAAGUUCACCACCGUGGAGGGCCUUCUGACGGAUGUCAAGGACCUAGUGGUGGCCAAGAACCCCUUCGUGUGUGGCGACAGUGGCGACACGACCCGCGUGCAGAAGCUGAAGGAGUUUAGCGAGAAGAUUGACAGCAUCAUCGCCGGGCAGAUGAAAGCCCACCUGGUCCUGGACGACCCGGCCGGGAACAGCUACCUGGAGAACGUGUACGCGCCCGAAUCCGACCCGGAGAUGACGAUGGAGACGUACGAGCGCACGUUUGAGCAGAACGAAGAGCUCGGCCUGAACGACAUGAAGACGGAAGGCUACCAGGAGGACAAAUAAAGAAAAGCAGAAGUCCCUCCCCAAGAAACUCAAAUUAAGAUUUACCUCCUUUUUCACAUUCUCAUUUUAUCACCUCCCGUCCUUGAGUUGAGCGCUUCUUGACAACAUUUUAAUCAUGACAACUUAAGUUAUAUGGAAGCAUGGAAACCUGUUUGAGCAUUUAGUCGAUAUUUUACUCGUACGCUUAACUGCUUAUGUACUCGUACGCUCGUUACCUUGACUAGUAAGAUAAUUGAGCGUGCAAGUUGGACAACAAGGAUACACUACAUAGUUACGAGUGAGACAAAACAACGCCACUAUUUGACACCCACUUGCAACUAUUACGACUUCACUUGCAGAGGUCAACUAGUGCACAAUUUUGCCCCAUUUGCAACGGAGCUUUUUUCCUACUUGUGCACUUAAAAGAGCGUACGAGUGCAUGGAAAAUUCAAUGCAUUAGCGGGAUACUGAUUAAAUACUCCAUAACCAUAAUUGAGUGGAUCGGAAGAAAUACUUGGGACUUUUAGUUGUGGUAAAGUGACAUUUCACAAGAGGGCGCUCCGGGAGUUUGUCUCGUUUUAAAUUUGUCAGCAUAAUUUAUCAGAGCAGUAGUUAGAAUUAAAAACGGAACUGGGCUUAUUUUUUUGUUUUUUUUUCAACAACGCAAUUAUUGCUCACACUAUUGUUCGAUAUUUUAUUUGGACAAUGCCGGACUGGUGAUUUUUGGGGACCGUCAAUUUUUUUAUGUGAGGCAAUAUUUCACGUUAAAACGAGUGUUAUCAUAUGUUGAAAGGAAAAUAUGUUGACACAGAAGUUCAAAAGAGAUUUCGAAAUAAAGUUGUCUCAAACCG
Messenger RNA from Hippocampus comes (tiger tail seahorse), 2290 nucleotides. It is a transcript of the gene zpr1, whose product is annotated as ZPR1 zinc finger. Gene Ontology annotation, cellular component: nucleus. The transcript has a single exon. Gene Ontology annotation, molecular function: zinc ion binding. NCBI's taxonomy places the organism in Eukaryota, Metazoa, Chordata, Actinopteri, Syngnathiformes, Syngnathidae. The record is from RefSeq and is a predicted model, not a curated record. The coding region runs from base 126 to 1460 and encodes 444 amino acids.